AUGGUAUCCGCAUCUCCCAUGGAACAUGUAUUGGCCAAGAGACUGGCCGACAUAGAGGCAGUGAUAAGGCGCAUACCCGGAAUGCCUGUCCCAACAAAAAAGAGUCAACCUCACUACUAUGCCGAUUCACCCUUCGUGGAUGCAAUCGCGUUAGCCGAGAUACCACACAAGUUCACCAUCCCUAACAUGAAACCCUAUGAUGGAACAAUUGACCUAGAUGACCACAUAGCCUCCUACAAGCAACAAAUGUUCGCCCUAUCAAUACCCCAAACACUGAGGGAAGCCUGCAUGUGUAAAAGCUUCGGUUCAAGCCUCUUAGGCCCAACUCUUCAAUGGUACACUAACCUCCCAAACUAUUCGAUCAACUCAUUCGCCCAGCUCAUUGACACCUUCGUUGAACAAUUCGCUAACAGCAAGAAGCUCGAGAAACUAUUGGCAGAUCUGUACAAAGUCUAUCAGAAGAGAGGGGAGCCGCUGAGAGAAUACGUCAGUAGGUUCAACAAAAAAAAAAAAAUCUUCAUCCCCUCCUGUAACCCAGAGACAACAGUAGAUGCCUUCAAGAAGGGUCUCCUUCCGGAUGGAGAACUAUACAAAGACCUGACGAAGCUCGGUUGCACUAUGAUGGAAGACGCAUUAGCCAGAGCUGUAAUUCAAAUAAGGUGGGAGGAAGAUGAAAUGAACCGGAUGAGGCAUGCCAGGUAUGAUGACCGUCUCCAAAGACGGAAUGAUAGAAGGUCAAAGUCCAAAUCGUUUGAGCCCCGUUACUAA
Pistacia vera is the source of this 768-nucleotide messenger RNA. RefSeq lists its product as uncharacterized. The coding region runs from base 1 to 768 and encodes 255 amino acids. The transcript has a single exon. NCBI's taxonomy places the organism in Eukaryota, Viridiplantae, Streptophyta, Magnoliopsida, Sapindales, Anacardiaceae. The record is from RefSeq and is a predicted model, not a curated record.